AUGAAAGAUUCGGACUGGAUCUGUUCCGUGACAUUGUUAUUAUGUGUCGCAAUGUCCAUCUAUGUUUUCCUGCGCGAUACUUACCGGUACUGGGUCGAUCGGGGAAUUCCGUAUCUUCCACCGAAAUUAUUCUACGGCAAUGUUGGUAACAUGCACCGAACGGAAUCGAUUGGCAUGAUGUUCCAACGUUUCUACCAUGAACUGACCCUGAAAGGCCGGGGGCCUUUCGGUGGGGUCUAUUACUAUAUGAGACCUGUAGCCGUUGUGACCGAUUUGGACUUUUUAGAGCGCAUAUUAACGAAAGACUUCGAUUACUUUGAAAACCGUGGAGAGUACUAUAAUGAAAAAGACGAUCCACUUUCGGCACACCUCUUUAAUAUGGAAGGAGACAAGUGGAGAGCUCUCCGAAAUAAGCUGUUACCGACAUUUUCUACCGGAAAUAUUGAUAAGAUGUUUCCGACGAUCGUGGCAGCCGCAGGGCAGCUUUAUGAUUUUAUGAAUAAUAAUGUAAAUAACGAGAGUGAAUUGGAAAUGAAGGAUCUGUUAGCGCGGUACACGACAGACGUCAUAGGAAUGUGUGCAUUCGGUAUUGAGUGCAAUUCAAUAAAGGACCCAGACGUAAUGUUUCGCAAGAUGGGAAGGAAAAUUUUCCAAUCGAAUUCAAACAAACUGAAAAGAUGCCUCAUAAAUGUUUUACCGGGAUUGGCAAGGAAGUUCAGAGUAAAAACUACUAAACCAGACGUUGCCGACUUUUUUAUGACAACCGUCCGAGAAACUAUCGAUCGUAUAAAGAAGAAAGAGGAAGAAAGGGAAAAACAAAACAAACAGAAGGAUGAAGAAAAGGACUUUAUGGAGUUAUUGAUCAAUCUGAAGCCUUAUGGUGAUGAUAAGCCGCUAUCGUUCAACGAGAUUGCUGCUCAGGCUUAUGUUUUUUACGCUGCUGGGUUUGAGACCAGCUCGGCACUGUUGACCUGGACACUCUAUGAACUGGCGUCGAAUAAUAACAUUCAAAUACAGUGUCGCAAGCAUAUUCAGGAUAUACUUGGACAACACGAUGGACAACUAACUUACGAGUCCAUAAAAGACAUGGUAUAUCUAGACCAAAUUUUUAACGAGGCUCUGCGAAAGUAUCCUACCGUUCCCGUGCAUAUUCGUGAAGCCAAAAAGGAUUACCAAUUACCGGAUUCCAACACCAUAAUCGAAGCAGGAACCAAGCUCUUUGUUCCGGUCUUGGGAAUUCAUCGCGAUAAGAACAUUUUCCCGAAUCCAGAAGAGUUUGAUCCGAAUCGUUUCAGCCCGGAAGAGGUAGAGAAACGUCACCGGUACGCAUGGACACCUUUCGGCGAGGGUCGCAGGAAGUGCAUAGGCAAUCGGUUUGGUUUGAUGCAAGCUCGCAUCGGGCUGGUUUAUCUGUUGAAAAAUUUCGAAUUUUCGAUCGGUGAAAAGUGCAUCGUACCACCGGAAAUUGAAACGAAAAGUUUUAUGCUAGUUCCUAGUGGGGGUCUAUGGCUGAAAGUAAAAAGAAUAGCCGGAUACCAAAAAUUACCAAAAAUCAGCACUAAAAAUAAGCUAAAUCCACCUCGUUACUAUACGAGACAAAAAAAAUGA
This is a messenger RNA of Sabethes cyaneus, 1608 nucleotides long. RefSeq names its product probable cytochrome P450 6a14. NCBI's taxonomy places the organism in Eukaryota, Metazoa, Arthropoda, Insecta, Diptera, Culicidae. The coding region runs from base 1 to 1608 and encodes 535 amino acids. Gene Ontology annotation, molecular function: heme binding; iron ion binding; monooxygenase activity. The record is from RefSeq and is a predicted model, not a curated record. The transcript is spliced from 2 exons.